Molecule: messenger RNA, 2066 nt
Organism: Hemicordylus capensis (graceful crag lizard)
Lineage: Eukaryota; Metazoa; Chordata; Lepidosauria; Squamata; Cordylidae
Gene: MARCHF2
Product: membrane associated ring-CH-type finger 2
Exons: 5
Coding region: 314-1054 (246 amino acids)
Biological process (GO): protein ubiquitination
Molecular function (GO): ubiquitin-protein transferase activity; zinc ion binding
Source: RefSeq, a predicted model, not a curated record
CCUAGCCUGUCCUGCGAGCGGGUUGGCUGCGAAGCGGGAAGAUGGGCGGGGCCCCGCUUCCCCUCAGGUGCGCAGCUCCAGUGGACGCAGCUUGACGGAGGCGGGCGGAGGCGGCCGCUGUAGCGGGGCCCCCUCCUCCCCACCACCGUCCUAGAAAAGAUGGGGCGGCCCGGGCCCCGGCGUUGAGGGGUAACGCCAAGAAGCGAACGGAGGAAAGAAGGAAGGAAGGGCGGGGCUCAGACGGAAGGGGCGGGGCGCAGGGGGACCAUGACUCUGCUUUCCGGCUGCUGAAGCAAGCGCGUUGCCUGUAGCCAUGACGACGGGCGACUGCUGCCAUCUUCCUGGCUCGCUGUGCGACUGCCCCGGCAGUGCAGCCUUGUCCAAGUCAGUAGAAGACUCUGACCUCGGGCGCCCGCAGUAUGUCACCCAAGUCACGGCCAAGGACGGACGGCUACUCUCAACAGUGAUCAAAGCCCUGGGGACACAGAGCGAUGGCCCCAUCUGCCGAAUCUGCCAUGAAGGCGGGAGCGGAGAGGGCCUGCUAUCCCCCUGCGAUUGCACGGGCACUUUGGGGACCGUCCACAAAAGCUGCCUGGAGAAGUGGCUCUCCUCCUCCAACACAAGCUAUUGCGAGCUCUGCCACACGGAGUUUGUCGUGGAGAGACGGCCCAGGCCCCUGACAGAGUGGCUGAAGGACCCUGGGCCACGCAACGAGAAGAGAACGCUCUUCUGUGACAUGGUAUGUUUCCUGUUCAUUACCCCGCUGGCUGCCAUUUCGGGCUGGCUGUGCCUACGCGGCGCCCAAGAUCACCUGCAGUUCAACAGCCGCUUGGAGGCCGUUGGCCUCAUCGCCCUGACCAUAGCACUUUUCACAAUCUAUGUCCUCUGGACGCUGGUUUCAUUCCGCUACCAUUGCCAGCUGUACUCGGAGUGGCGAAGGACCAAUCAGAAAGUCCGCUUGAUGAUUCCGGACUUGAGGCACCCCCACCCUGUCCCGCACUCCCUGCUCUCUGCCAAGCUCCUGAAGAAGAAGGCUGACGAGACGACCGUAUGAGCCAGGAGUGGCCCUCCGCGGGGGAAGUGGGGGGCCUCCCCGCAUGCAGGGGAGAGCGGGUAGCCCUUUCUCCAGGCGGCAGUGGUGGCAAACACUCACCUGAACAAUCAACCCGACCCAAGGGGGAUCUUGCACCUUGCACGUCCGUCAGGUGGAAGAACACCUCAAGACAGCCAAGCCUCGGGCGCGUGCAAUCACCAUGGGAGGCGAUGCAUCGAGAGCAGCCAUUGGCUCGCCUUCCUCCUCGAGAGAAAUACAGCAAGGGGAAGAACGCCUCUCCCUAUACCCAUAUAUCUAUAUAUUAUAUUAUUAUAAUUAUUGUUGUUAUAAUUUUUAUUCUUAUUCUUGAUUUCCACACCUGUCGUGUUCAGGCCCCCUCAUGUUGUUCUCAGCAUCCCUGUGGAAAGAUGCAGGGCCCAUUUGCACGUUGCCCCUUUGAUGCCAUGACGACUCUGGGCCAUUUCACGGGGUGUCCCACUUGCUGUGCAUGCGCGCCUCUCUUUCCCUUUCCUCUCUGCAUGUGGCGAUAGCUGGCCCAUCCCAUUUUUUUGAAAAAGACUUAAGACCCUGCAAGUUGCAUCAAGCAAUUUAAUAUCGGCUGUCACCACAGGCACUGGGUAGGCAGAGAAGGGGCAUAUUCACAAGGAGUGUUCACCGUGUGAAACUGAUGAGGCAGAUUUUAAUUUUGCAGUGACCUUCCAGCAUUCAAAAGUAACGUGCAAAUCUGCCCAAAGUCUGAUCUCAUUCUGGGAAUGAAUUGGUGCUUUUGUUAAGAAUUUUGAGGGGGGAGGUUUACUCCUCUUUCGCACUCCCCCCCCCUCGGUGUCUCUGAGCCCCUUCUUGUUUUGCACUACAUGGAGUUUUGAAUGGGUAGGUGGGCUGCCUGGCUCCCCUACUCAUUUCCCUCUUGUUUCGUCCGUGAUGUUGCUGUCCCAUUGAGAGGAUUCUGUGCAUUUGAAAAUUGAUUGAAGUAUAAUCAUCCCAGGAGGAGUAAAAAUGAACUCAUGUUGAA